This is a messenger RNA of Talaromyces stipitatus ATCC 10500, 2783 nucleotides long. RefSeq names its product K homeostasis protein Kha1, putative. Gene Ontology annotation, cellular component: membrane. The coding region runs from base 1 to 2607 and encodes 868 amino acids. Gene Ontology annotation, biological process: proton transmembrane transport. The record is from RefSeq and is a predicted model, not a curated record. Gene Ontology annotation, molecular function: antiporter activity. NCBI's taxonomy places the organism in Eukaryota, Fungi, Ascomycota, Eurotiomycetes, Eurotiales, Trichocomaceae. The transcript is spliced from 5 exons.
AUGCCGUCCAACUCGACGACCACCAAGGUCGCACAGGCCGGCAUCCUAAGCGGCAAGAACCCAGCCGUGUAUGAUGCUAGCAACCCCAUUUUGGUGUUCAUUAUCCAGGCUGGCAUUAUCAUCAUUUUUUGCUGGCUUCUCCACUGGCCGCUUUCCAAAAUCCGCCAACCCCGCGUUAUUGCAGAAGUCAUCGGAGGUAUCCUUCUUGGCCCGUCGGUACUUGGCCAUAUACCGAAUUUCUCAAACACCAUUUUCCCUUCACAGUCAAUCCCGACAUUGAAUGCUGUCGCCAAUCUGGGAUUGAUAUUUUUCCUGUUCCUUGUAGGCCUGGAAACCGAUGUGAGGUUUUUAGUGAGUAACUGGCGGAUUGCCGCCAGCGUGUCACUACUGGGCAUGAUUCUACCCUUUGGGUUAGGGUGCGCCAUUUCUUAUGGCCUAUACAAUGACUUUGGCAAUGAUACGGGCACUGUUCCUGUCGAAUUUGGAACAUUUUUACUCUUUGUUGGUGUGGCUAUGGCCAUUACAGCCUUUCCAGUCCUUUGCCGCAUUUUAACCGAAUUGAAAUUGUUGAAUACCAAUGUAGGUGUGAUUGUCUUGUCAGCUGGAGUCGGAAAUGACGUGACUGGCUGGAUUCUGCUCGCUCUUUGCAUAGCCCUCGUCAAUGCCGGUAGCGGUAUCACGGCAUUGUGGGUGCUGCUGGUUGGUGUCGGCUAUAUAUUGUUCCUUUUCCUCGUGGUACGACCUGUUUUCGUGUGGUACCUGCGAAGAACUGGCAAUCUUGAAAAAGGCCCUAGCCAAUCAGCUGUUACAGUAACACUAUUGCUCGUCUUGGCGUCUGCGUUCUUCACUCAAGCCAUCGGCAUUCACGCCAUUUUUGGCGGAUUUGUUGUUGGGCUGAUCUGUCCACAUGAAAAGGGUUUUGCAAUUAGCUUGACGGAAAAGAUCGAGGAUCUAGUGGCUGCUGUCUUCCUGCCCUUGUAUUUUGCGUUAUCCGGUCUCCAGACAAACUUGGGUCUUUUGGAUUCUGGAAAGGUCUGGGGUUAUGUCAUUGGAAUCAUUGCUAUCGCCUUUUUCGCCAAGGUUAUCGGAGGAACCGUGGCCUCUAAGGUUACUGGUCUCCUAUGGCGGGAAAGUCUCACAGUUGGUGUGCUAAUGAGUUGCAAGGGGCUUGUCGAACUCAUUGUCUUGAACAUUGGUCGACAAGCUAAGAUCCUUAGCGAACGUACAUUUACCAUGUUUGUUGUCAUGGCUUUAGUGACUACGUUCAUGACAACACCACUCACCCUAGCCCUGUAUCCUAAAUGGUACCAAGACAAGGUUACCCGAUGGAGAAGAGGUGAAAUUAACUGGGAUGGCACUGUCCGAGAUCAAACCACAACAAUUUCAUCUAGUGAUGCUAUUGAGAAGCCAACCGCCAAGCCAAUUGAGCGGAUCACUGUCUACCUUCGCCUGGACAGUGUGGCUAAUGUUUGCACUUUCAUCGGACUUCUCGGUACCGACGGCAAACCAGCUGAGGUUACUCCACGAGAGCAUUAUUCCAAGCGAGCCCCAGCAAACGGUAUAGCAGAAUCUUCGAUUGAAAAUCAUCAUCUCGGCGAAUCCGAGAAAAAGCCACUGUUGCAUGCCCAUGGCAUCCGUCUGAUGGAGCUUUCUGAUCGAUUGUCUAGUACCAUGAAGGUUUCCGAAAUCGAAGAGUAUUCUGCCUGGGACCCGGUUGUAAACGUCUUUCGAUCAUUCGGCCAGAUCAACAAUAUCCCCUCAGAAGGACGUGUUUCGGUUAUUCCCGAAACUUCCUUCGCAGAUGCCGUGCUUGAUAUGGCUCGUGAUACCAACUCGAAUUUCCUCUUGCUACCGUGGAGUGCUAGUGGCCGUAUAAUUGACCGUCAGAGUGUGUGGUCCUCGGAGAGUGCAUCGGACAAUACAAAUGCGCCGUACCCAUCAUUCGUUGCGGAUGUUUUGCGUGGUGCCUCAAACACUUCUGUAGGCAUUCUCGUUGACCGAGCCUUGGAUAUGCCAAGUCAGGAACGCCAUACCCUGCGACGAGCGGCUAGCACCGUGUCCCUUCCUAACAUUCGGACCAAUCUUGCUUCUUUGACAGCAGGAAAUCGCAAUCAACAUAUCUUAUUCUUGUACAUUGGUGGCCCAGAUGACCGCUUUGCCUUACGCCUUGUCCUUCAACUCGCGCGCAAUCAGCUGGUGACUACAACGAUUAUUCAUAUUGAUGUCCCGAACCACCUAAGACCUAGCGAUUCCCAGACAGAACCGAGUGAAGCAGAGAUUGACAAAAUAUUCUUCGCUUCAAUGCGCGACUCCCUUUCAUCUGAGCUCUCCUCUCGCGUUGUAUUCAGUACCGUAUCUGGAGCAGCCACAGACUCCAAUGCAGUCAAACUGGCAGUUGACGCCGCCGAUAACGAAGCCAACCAAGCACGUGGCGAGACAAACCAGAUUAUUGUGGUUGGUCGUCGAAGUGUAGGUGGUGUCUCGUCGACGACUGAUACCAGCGAUAGACCUGAUACACGCUCAGUAUUGGGUGUGGUCGGUGACGCUCUUGUGCGUAAGGAGUCCAGGGCCAGUGUUUUGGUUGUGCAAGCGACUGGAUCUUAUUAGUUGUUACGACCAUUUAUCGGAUAUUCAUUAUUGAUAUUCAAAUUUCUAGACGUUGGAUAUAUGUUCAAUUUGUCAUCAAUUUCCUUGAGGUUAGAUCUCAACAUUUCUUGUCAUAAUUACAUUCAAUUUCUGCGUGAGUAACCUCUAGUGAUGAAAAUUGGACGUUUGACAUCUAU